Molecule: messenger RNA, 8519 nt
Organism: Myotis brandtii (Brandt's bat)
Lineage: Eukaryota; Metazoa; Chordata; Mammalia; Chiroptera; Vespertilionidae
Gene: RSC1A1
Product: regulatory solute carrier protein, family 1, member 1
Exons: 9
Biological process (GO): proteolysis
Molecular function (GO): aspartic-type endopeptidase activity
Source: RefSeq, a predicted model, not a curated record
AUAUCAAAAAGAAUUUAUCUCAAGGCGCACAGUGUGACUCAAAUACGCAUUUUGGCAAAAGCUACAAAGAAAUUGAUUGUCCAUGCUGAAAGACCUCUCACAGACAACCACAGGUCUCUGGCUUCUUACGGCUUGAAAGAUGGAGAUGUCGUGAUUUUACGACAGAAGGAGAAUGUGGACCCUCGACCUUCACAGUUUCCAAACUUACCCCGAAUAGACUUCCGCAGUAUAUCUGUGCCUGGCACCUCGAGUUCCCGGCAGCGGCAGCCACCCGGAGCACAGCAGUCCCACUCAUCUCCCGGAGAACUAGCUUUAUCUCCGCAGGGCUUGGACAAUCCAGCCUUGCUCCGAGACAUGUUGCUGGCCAACCCCCAUGAGCUGUCCUUGCUGAAGGAACGCAACCCGCCCCUGGCAGAUGCUCUGCUCAGUGGAGAUCUCGAGAAAUUUACUAGGGUCCUGGUGGAGCAGCAGCAGGACCGAGCCCGGAGAGAGCAAGAAAGGAUUCGUCUCUUUUCUGCUGACCCUUUUGAUCUUGAAGCUCAGGCAAAAAUAGAAGAAGAUAUAAGGCAACAGAACAUUGAGGAAAACAUGACCAUAGCUAUGGAGGAGGCUCCGGAAAGUUUUGGCCAAGUAGUGAUGCUUUAUAUUAACUGCAAAGUGAAUGGACAUCCUGUGAAAGCCUUUGUUGACUCAGGUGCCCAGAUGACUAUUAUGAGUCAAGCUUGUGCGGAAAGGUGUAACAUAAUGAGGCUGGUGGAUCGUCGGUGGGCAGGGAUCGCCAAAGGAGUGGGCACCCAGAAGAUUAUUGGAAGGGUGCACCUAGCUCAGGUGCAGAUCGAGGGAGAUUUCCUGGCGUGCUCCUUCUCGAUACUUGAGGAGCAGCCCAUGGACAUGCUUCUGGGCCUGGACAUGCUGAAACGACAUCAGUGUUCCAUUGACCUCAAGAAAAAUGUACUCGUGAUCGGCACCACAGGCUCACAGACCACCUUCCUCCCCGAGGCAGAGCUACCAGAGUGUGCCCGGUUGGCAUAUGGGGCCGGGCGGGAGGAGGUGCUCCGGCCGGAGGAGAUUGCAGACCGAGAAUUAGCAGAAGCCCUUCAGAAAUCUGUACAGGAUGCAGAGAAAAGUGGUGAAGAAACUACCUCACUGGGAAUGUCAUCGUUACCAACUUCAGAUGGAUUUAACCAUCCGGCCCGUCCUUCAGGACAGAGUCCUGAGAUUGGUAAUCCUGCGGGUCUCGCUCACUCUGUCUCUGCUUCAGUCUGCCCCAUCAAGCCCAGUGACCCAGACAGCAUCGCACCGAACGCUGUGAAGGCCUCAAAGGCUACCACUGAAUUCCAGAUUCCCUCUGAAAAGAAAGAGCCUCUUCCUCUGCAGGAUCUCUCUGGUCCUGCUUCUCCAGCAGACUGGAGUUUGGCUGUGCCCUGGCAGAAUUCACCCGAGGAAGCCACUGUUGCAGAUAAUCUGGAGCCGUCUCCUGCUGAAAGAAGCACCCAGAGCCUCAACUCUCCCCUCCACCCAACACAGGAAGUGUCUGUCACAGCGACUAGGAUGCAAGAACCACAGAGGUUUCUAGGUGAAAAGGGUUGGCAUCCAGAAUGUCAGACUCUGAGUCAGGUGAAUGGCCUUCAGCAGCAGGAGGAACCAGAGAAUGGACAGCAUGAGGUUGAGCAACAGAAUGUGCCACAUGACCAAGAACAUCUUUGUAACAAGGGGGACCUUGAGCUUCUUGGAGAAAGGCACCAGAAUCAACCAAAAAGUGUGGAUGUGGAAGCUGCAAUGAAAGGAGACCGGCUGCAGCAGAAUAUGGACCUCCCAGGUGCACAGAGCAGGCUACCCUCAGGGUGCUCUGACUGCUCCAGUUCAGAAACACUUAUGGAAGUAGAUGUAGUUGAACAGCCCCUACCGGCAGGCGGCCAGAAUGCCAAUGUCGAGAGUGUCAGUGCAUCUGAUCUCACCUUAGAUAAUCCCUUGAUGGAAGUGGAAACAUCAAAAUGCAACCCUUCAUCUGAAAUCUUGAGUAGUUCCAUUUCCUCUCAGAAUUUACAGCUCCCAGAAAGUAAUGUGGAAAUGUCUGGAACAAAUGCAGACACUGGGAAUUGCUCCCCCGCUGUAAGUCUCUGUGGCAGUUGUCAGCCCUCUGUGGAGUCAGUAGAGGAAUCUUGCUCCUCCAUCACAGCAGCCUUGAAGGAACUUCAAGGACUUCUGGUCACUAGUAGUAAACCAGCUUCAGAAAUUCCAUCUGAAGAAGUUAUCUGUCAAUCAGAAACCGUAACUGAGGGCCAAACAAAUCUGGGGGUCCUUUCUGAAAGAUGGAUCCUGAGUGAACAGUGUUCACAGGUCUCCUUUCAUCAGGCCACAUCUGUUUCAGUAAAGACAGAAAAAUUAGUAGACACUUCAGCUGGCACUGGAAUGGAAGAUACAGAAGAUGUUAACUUCAGGGGUCCAGCUGAUGGCCUAGUAACUGACUCGGAAGGUGUCCCCCGGUCAACAGAAUCACUAAAUGAGAGUUCUGUCAUUCUAGCCUCAGCUAAAACGUCUAAUCAAUUACACUGCACCUUAGGUGUAGAAAUUUCACCAAAACUUCUCGCAGGUGAGGAGGAUGCACUCAAUCAGACUUCGGAGCAAACUAAGUCCUUGUCAUCAGAUAUCAUAUUGGUUAAAGAUUUGGGUCAGGACACACAGAAUCCAGUGACAGAUGGGCCUGAGACCAGAGAAGAUGUCUGUCCUGAAGCUGCAGGGCCACUUGUUGAAUUUGAGCCACCUACCAGCUACCCAUCAUCAGGCCCCUCCAUCCUCCCACCAUUACUUUUUCCUACUGCAGACAUUGACCGGAUUCUCCAUGCCGGCUUUACUUUGCAGGAAGCUCUUGGGGCUUUGCAACAAGUUGGUGGAAAUGCAGACCUUGCACUUCUUAUUUUGCUAGCAAAGAACAUUGUAGUUCCUACAUAACCAUGGAAAAGUGGGCUAGAACAUACUCCAUUCCCUUGAAAAAAAAAAAGCUAUUAUACACACAUACACACACUCACCACAUAUACAGUAUAUGUACUAGUAGAAACCUGCAAGCAGAAUGUUGAGCCAGAUUUUUUUAAAGAUUUUUUUUCAGCCAAAGUAAUUUAUGAUCUCUUGUCUGAUGAAUUUGUCUAUUAGUUAAAAUUUGGGCCUUUUUAAAUGUAAUGGCAGUAUAUGUAUACAAAAGCUUUUUAUUCUCAUUAAGAUGAUGUAUUCUGGAAUAAAAUUGAUGGCUUUGUGUUUAGCAUACCAUUUUAGAAUGAGAGUGAGUCUUUGAGAAGCAGAAGCCCUGAGAAAUCCCACCACCCAUGCAGCUAAGAGCAGCUCAAGUUCACACUUUGGCUGUGUCUAUACCACAGGCAAGGUAUGGCUUGUUGGUUCCAUUGUCAAUUUACAAACUUUUGAUCACAUAGUUUGGGUGUUCGGAAUUCUACCCAGUGCUCUGUGUAUUAUGACUCAUCAGUUGUAACAGGAAAAUUGAAGAAUAAUUGAAUAAUAUUGCCUGGCGUGGUUUGUGGUUAGGAUUUGACAUUUUAAAAGGAUGAAUCAGGAGGGUUUAAAAGUAGAAUUACUUUGUACAUCAUAGGCUGCUGCAUGGAUUGCCACCUUGGAUGGGGUAUUAUAGGGGAAUUGACAUUAGAGUGAAACAUGGUGCUACCCAGAUUAAAAAAACAAACAAACCUGGAAUUCCAUUUGCAAAUGUCUUGGUGAUGUUUCAAGAACUGUGAGUGAAAAAUAGUGACCUAAACACUGGAAUUUACUCGCGUGGGUUUGCUAGCAUUUCACUGAUCACACUUCAACCCUCAAUGACAAAUGAUGAUCUUAAGUCCAGUUAAUGGGCUGAUUGUCAGCAUUGUAUUUCCUUUCUAAAUCCAUCUUCUGGGAAGUUCUACUAAAGCUCAGUUUGAGCUGUGAUCUGAGUGAACUAGUGAAGUGUGAACCGUGCCACUGGUUUGUCAUGGUGCUUGGAAGGUCCGUCUGUGGGAGUGUGCUUCAUGGCAAUAGAAAUAAAUAGUAAUGGCAGUUUCUGACUCAAGUGGCCUUUUACUAGAUGGUUGGUAGUGUAUUCCAUCCCCUUCUUUUCUCAGGAGUUUCUUUUAUUAAACAAGAUUCAUCACAUUUGUGUUUACCAUGUCAAGUCAGAGUGGGGCAUAGUGUAUAGAGGUAUUUAUUGUGGCCUUUUACUAGAUGAGGACUAGCCCUUGGAAAUCACUGUCCUGUGGGCCCCACUGUGCAAUAAUGCUACUGGAAAGACAUCUGCUCUUUUCUAUACCUAGAAGGAAUCUGAAAUCUUGUUUUAAUUGAAAAGGAUUUUGAGCAUGAUAAUUCCCAAUUCCGGUUACACUUUGCAACGUGUUUGAAACAACCUUUGAAAUGGUGAUUUGUGAACUUAGUGUUAAGUGAUUUUGUCUAAAGUCUGACUCUCUUUAAAAGCUUAUUCUUUACAUCAAAAUUCAAGUCAUUUUAGCACAAUCAAAAUGGAGGCUCAUAUCUCAGGAGUUUUUGAAAUUUUAAUUUGGGGCUACUUCAUGCAUUUCUCUUGUACCCUGUUCCAUCUUCUCUUGGCUGUGCUGUUUGUGUGUGUGUUAGGAGACUUUAGUAACGUGAUGGAACAUCACCUAGAUCCGUCACGAUCCUCUGAAGUCAGGAUUGUGACAAGUUGUAGUUAACUGUUUUCAAGAGGGCGCUCAAAACAACAGGCUAGCCAGAUUGUCUUCAAAAUGUCCUUUCAGACAAUCAUGCUGCAGACCCUCUUGCCGGCCCUACACCAAAGAUGUACGAUGCACUAGGAAACUGCUUGUAGGGUUUCUGUCCGCCACCUCCGAGAGCUGUGACUGUAAUGAAGUAGUUAGUGCUGUGAUUGGGGCAAAAUCGGUGGCUGUGCAAAGGGUUCCUUAUAUUUGCUUUGUGGGUUUAUAAAUCUUUAGGGCCACAGAGUGGUGGGUGGGGUGGAACUUAGCAAUGACAAGAAGGCCUAUGUGAAGAUGGGCCUCACACUGUUCUGUGAGCAGGUGGCAUGCACCGCUCAGAGGCCUGGCCACUGUCUUUUCACAGUGUGGGGGCUGGGGGAUCAGUCCCAAAGAUGGAAUAUGGAAGAUUAGUCCGGAAAAGGUUUCAUUGCAAUAGCCUUUAAGUGUAUGUGUAUUUAUGAUUAGGCCUGUAGGUGUCCAUGUAUUCUUGCUAGGAAUACUUUGAAUGAAUUUAACCCAAAUAUCCUUGUCCUUUUCCAUCAUUUAUUUUCCAAUGUAUAAUUGCUUUUUAUUUUUAAGAUCUUAUUUCCUGUCCAUCAUUUUUUAUGCAAGUUAGGUUGUUGAUAUUGUGAGGGUUUUGAGUCAUUUGUAAGUUCAGAAGUUCUAGAGUGCGACACUAGUGAACCUUCACUGGCAGUUUUUAUUCCAAGUGCAGAAAUUAGAGAUUAACUUCUCUAGGAAUCAAAUAAAAUCAUUGUGAAACUCCUUUGGUUGCCAGCAGAACUGGUAAGUGCCAGCCCGACCAGUAAUGGGCCCCUUUACUAGGCGGCUCCUUCACCAUUACCAGUCGUGGACAGUGGUCUGAUUAGUGCUCACCUCCAGGGCUGGUCUGUUUGUUCACCAGAGAGGAGAAGAUUUUUAUGUAUAACUUCCGCAUUUCUCCUGAAGCUGGUUCCUGUGUGUAAAAAUGUGUUUGGUAACCAGACACCUAUAUCUACGUUACAGAUUUUGCCCAUUGAAGGUGAUAGGAAUUAUUUCCACUUGUACCUGGUUAGGCCCCCAGACGUCAGCCAGUAGCCUUCAUCCCAGAGUUUGGGCUUUAGCCAUAAGCAUAAAGAUUACCAAUUGCUUGGCGAAGGGAACUGGAUAGAUGGUGAGUGUGUGUUAAGACUAUUUUGCCUUGCAGCCUACCCCACGUGUUUCUCCUUAAAAUACUUACCCAGCAAGAGGGUUGCAUAAAAUGGAAAGAUACAUGAGGCUUCAUGUCACUGAUUUUAUUAGAACCAUUUCCAGUGGAAUCUGCCUGUUCUUAGCACUUCUGUCUCUAGUAAAAGCCAUACAAAUGUUGGUUUAACUGCCAGCUCUAGUGUAUAUAUAUACAUGUGUGCUUGACAAAUAUCCUACAGUUAACUUUACAUAGAUUAAAAAGCAAACAGUUUUCAUAUCUACAGAUAUAUUCUUCACUUGUGGCUUUUACCCCCCUCUGUAUAUACAAACAGCCUUACAACUAAGUGGCCAGGAAUUGCAGUGCUUUUUGAUUUCUUGUCUUACCUGUUUGACACCUGCCCUGAGGGUAAACAGGAUACUUGAACUGUUAAAUAUUCCAAAGUUGUUAUCACUGGUAACAUAAUAAGAGAAGCUGAUUGGAUGAUGCCUUCUGCCAUUCUCUAGCACAGAUUCCAGAAAGCCACAUUUCUCCUUUGAAUUUGGUGACUUCGUGUACUCUGUGGCUUCACUAGAAAAAAGUUUCCCAUUCCCAUCCUAGAAGAUGACUGUUUCCUUUCGUGUUAGGAGUUCCAUAAAGUAAAAUAGCUUUUCCUCUGAAAGAAUUUAAAGUGCCAGUUCCUCUUAACAAAAUAGAUUCAGAACAUGUCCUUGAGAACGGGAAAUGUAAAACCAUGGCUCAAGUUCUGUUCCUCAGUGGGCCCUCAGUAGGUGUCACUAGGAGUUCAUUGCAUAAACUAAAGAACUUCAGGUGAACCUUCUCUUGUGCCUUGGUUUUUCCAAAUAGCAGAGGCAUCUACUUUUGGUGGGAAAUGAAAAGUAUGAGGGCUCCAUUGAAAGUGGCCCUCCUGAAGAUAGGGGGCACACAUGGGCCGGCCUUGAGGCUCACCUUUAGUGUUGAUUCAGAAUGGUCCUGCACCAAGUCAUUUGGUAGAACUAAUUGAAGAGAGAAGGUAUUCAGAAAUCGGUUUAUGCUGGGGGGGUGUAGGAGGGUAGAAGUACAAGUAAAUGGAAGAUGACCCUUGCAUGCAGGGUAGAGACAUGAUGGAGAUAUGGGUGUGCUGUAGCAUCCUCCCCGGUUCCCCCGAGCGUGGCUGCCCAGAACACUGACCAUCAGGGCCAACAGGACUUAGAGGGUGCUGCCAGUCUUGCUGUUCUACAGCAGCUGAGUGCAAUAGGUGAAAAUGGGGACCUAGAGCAGGACAUGCAGCAAGCAAGGGUGUGGGACCGGUGAUGGGCAGCAUUUAUAAGAGGAUUCAAGGCUCUAGCAAACCUUUCUAUGGGACAGUUCCAUCAAAAGGACAGUCUUAAACUCAUUAUUUAAAUGUCAUCACGUAUGUUGUGAUCCUGCGGCAUACAGGGAGGAUUUCUGGACUUUUACUAGUGAUUGGGUUUCAGUGAGUUAUGUAUUGGUGAUUGGUAACCUAAACCCUCUGGGGGCUCCAAGGUGAGAGGCUAUAGCUGAUACGUUUUAGGACACAAUCUUAUAGAAUGAAAUCUGCAGAGAAUGGUUCAAGAGUAUAGAAGUUAGAAAAUAUUUUUUGCCUAAAACUAAGCAAACUACAAAAGACCUGGAAUGGAGGCGUAGAAUACAAAAUUAGGAUAAUGCUUACAGAAAUAUAUCCCUUUAAAUAUGUACCAUAUGGUUUUCAUUAGCUGACUUGAAGGGGCAUGCUGGGUUUUCCCUGGGAAAUACAUGUCUGAUGGGAAAUGAUGCUGUUUACCAGGAGUUUGUUUUACUCACAACCUUGAAUGAAUGCAUCUGUGGCUUAACGAAAGGCAGACCCUUACUAGUUUCCUACUGGAGGCAGCAGUUGGGUUUAUUUCUAAAUCCCUCUGGUCUGAGGUUACCUGAUGCUGACCAGACUUUUUCCUUCCCUGAAGGCUCCACAGCUGAGUUAAUGCCACCCAUCUGUGACCUUGCCCUCUGCGUGAUUAUAUUUCCAUUCUCUGUUCUUUUGUCAUUCUUUUGAGAUAGUUCUGGUGAUAAACUCAGAGCAAUUCAGCAUAGUAAUUGCAUUUGCUUUUUUCACUGUGCACCUCUGGUGGAAGUUAAUUUCCUCAUUUUAAUUCUAAAUCUCAUCUUCAUGGCAAGUUGGGCCAAUGGCCUUUGCACUCAAGGUUUGUUUACCAGUUGUGUAGCCAUAUUUGGCAAAUCUGAGCAAGUAGACAUGGCUCUUUUCCCCCUUAUUUGUUCUUGAUAUUGCUCAUGCUUUCCUGACUUUGCUUUACACUUUGAGACUACUGCAUCUUAGAAGAACUGGGCUGAUUGGCAAAAUAGGCUUGCCAAUAGCUCAGUCUCUCCCAGAAUGCUUUGGUUUUGAGAGUUGGGAAACUGAGAACUUAAGGGAACCACACUCAGGAAUCCCAAAGUUGGUUGCGUUGUGCCAUUGGUUUAGGGGCUGGACAUAGGACCAGUCUGUAGCUGAGUGAAUUAGAUGCAUUUGGGUUUGAGUUUGUGUCACGUAAUGAAAUGUAAGUCAGCCCUAAAUAAUCAAAACACUUUCUUUUCUUUUUUUUAAUAGGAACUUUCUGAAGAAAAGUGAUGUGUAAAACAUUUGAUAUUUAAACAAUAAAGUUUUUAUCAUAAGA